Moneuplotes crassus is the source of this 2055-nucleotide messenger RNA. NCBI's taxonomy places the organism in Eukaryota, Ciliophora, Spirotrichea, Euplotida, Euplotidae. The record is from the annotation of a GenBank genome assembly.
UUUUUAAUAAUUCUUACGAGAAAUUAUGCCCAAAUGUGGCGCUCAUAAUUUGUGAUAGGUAUUUAAAAUUUUUAAAGGUUUAAUUAUUAAUAAAUCUACUUUUUACAGAACUUACGAAAAUUUAAAUGGGAGCUAACCACACUACCACAUUGAAAAAGGUGACAAAAGACAUGUCAUCCGAACAUCAAGAGAGGAUGUAUAGUUUGUUCACUGAAAACGAAAUCAGAAUCAUCUUCUUGUUGUUCAAAGAUCUGGCUAUUAAUUCUGAGAACUCAGGAGUGAUUAAGAAGUCAGCCUUCUUGAAAUUUACCGAAUUACCUGGAGUAAUCGGACAAAGGGCAUACAGAUAUUCUACAGCUAGACCAGAUGAAGGUCUGAACUUUGAUGAAUUCAUCAGCUUGAUAGCUAAAUUUACUAAAACUGAUGGUGAAGAGAUGGCGGAAGCUUUGCUCCAGAUCUUUGAUACUGAUAAUGACGGAUUCUUUGACAUCGAAGACCUCAUUACUCUCUUGAGAACUUUUGAAGUAUCUGGUGUAGUUCCUGAAUUAAGAAAAGAAACACCUGGAUUUAACAUUAAGCUUUCUAAAAAUCUCAGUGAUGACGAUACAGGAUCUCCAAGUGGAUCUACCAAAUCUAUUGCUACAUGAGAAUCUUCUGGUGAGAUCCCAAUGAUCUCAUCUGAGGCCUCAUCUCAUCUCUCAAGUAAGAAGAUCACCAAGAUCGCCAAGAAGAUGCUAAAAAAUGGCGGAUUUGAGAAGACCUCAAAGCUAAAUGUUGAAGAUUUUUCUUACUUCAUCCAAAGACACCCAUGCUUUUUCAAUCAAUUCAGGAAAGCUAUGAAGCCUCAAUAUUGGUCUGAAGAAGCUCAAAAUUCUUCUAAGAAAUCAAUUUUGAGUGAUUCAGAAGAAAUCUCAACUGUUACGUCGGGUAUCGACUUUUAUUGCUCACAAGACCAAAUCAGUAUGUCUGGUGUUUUGAAGAAGAGAGGAGCAAAAUCUGGAAAGCUACAGAAAAGAUACUAUGUCAUCAAAGGAAACAUCAUGUACUACUACACAAAGGAGGGAGACAUUACUCCUAGAGGAGUAAUCUACCUCCCAAAUAAGCUCAUCAGUCUUGAUACUACAAAAAGGAAAUAUGGAAUUAAAAUCUACAGCUAUGACUCUACAACUGAGCACAAAACUUUGUUUGCUUCUUCGCUUAAAGAAUGGGAGCAAUGGUACCAAUGCAUGCUCACUGGAGCUAAAAAUGAAGAUAUCAACCUUAGAUACAAGAUGAAGGAGACUCUCGGAGUUGGUAAAUUCUCUACUGUGAGGAAGGGAUAUCUCAGGAGUGACGACACCCAUCAGGUUGCAAUCAAAAUUGUCUCUAAAAAGGACAUAACUGAUAGAGAAAAGGAGUACAUACUUAAUGAGGUGUCUAUCCUAAAGCUUAUCAACCACCCUAACGUUCCUAAGGUUCAUGAAAUUCAUGAAACCCAUGAUAAAAUGAUUAUAGUUAUGGACCUAAUUAAAGAUGGAGAGUUGUUCAAUUACGUAGCUGAGUCUCAAAAAUUGCCUAUCGAAGAAGCCAACAAAGCUUUGAUCCAGUUAUUAAAGAUAUUAAAGUACCUGAAAGAGCUUAAGAUAAUGCACAGAGACAUUAAGACUGAGAAUAUGAUGAUAAAACUUUCCAAGAGAGGAGCAUUGAAGAAAGUUUAUUUAAUUGAUUUCGGACUUGCGAGAUUCACGGAUCCUACUGAACAAAUCACCCAAAAAUUAGGAACAAUGGGAUACUGUGCUCCAGAAGUCAUUCUUAAGAAAAACUAUGAUGCUUCUGUUGACAUGUGGUCAACAGGAGUUGUAUACUACCUUCUUUUAACAGGCAGACUGCCUUUCGAUGGAAAUAGCAAUGAGUCUAUCUCUGAUAAGACUGUAAACUCAUCUUUAUUGCUCAAAGGAAAGAUUUUUGAAGAAUUAGACCUAAAAAUUCAUGAAUUUUUGAAUUCAUCACUUGCCAAGAAUCCUAAAGACAGACUAACUGUUGAAGAUGGAUUGGUCUUGACCUCUGCUUUCUAAA